Phragmites australis (common reed) is the source of this 748-nucleotide messenger RNA. Its product is annotated as replication protein A 14 kDa subunit-like. Bases 141 to 461 code for a protein of 106 amino acids. Gene Ontology annotation, molecular function: DNA binding. Lineage: Eukaryota; Viridiplantae; Streptophyta; Magnoliopsida; Poales; Poaceae. The transcript has 3 exons. Gene Ontology annotation, biological process: DNA recombination; DNA repair; DNA replication. Gene Ontology annotation, cellular component: nucleus. The record is from RefSeq and is a predicted model, not a curated record.
GUUCCUCUGCAAAACCCAUUGUUCCACUUCAAUCCCCAUUUUCGUUCGGCUCAAGCCCUAGCCCAUUCGGCCGCCGCCGCCGCGAGAGGAGAGUGCUUGGCGCCGCUCGCCGCCCUCCUCGAUCUACCGGAAGAACGGAGAUGGAUACGUCAAGCCCUGCAGCACUUGUCAAUGCAGAGAUUCUGAACAUGUUUGUUGGGCGAAGAGUGCGCACAGUAGUUCAAGUCCAACGCAAUGAAGGUGGAGUACUUGUCGGGCUGUCUACUGACGGGCAUCAGUUGACUAUCAAAAGUGCCAUGGAUGUCUCUGUAUCACAUUUUAUGGAGGUUUAUGGAAUCGCUGAAAGCAACCAGACCAUCCGUGCUGAAAUUUGCACAGAUUUUGGUCCCAACUUUGAUGCCAAGGCAUUCGAUGGAUUGUGCAAGCUUGCGAGUGACAAGUUCAAGCACCUGUUCCUGUAGGGGUCAUUGUCGUGUGGAGGACAUUUGGCCAACUAUGCUUCUUCCAAGUUGAUGUCUCUAGGAUUUGGCUAAAAUGUUGCUCCAUUCACCCUAUAGUAUGUUCCUUAGUCAGUACUGGACACUUCUUAGGACCUAUUAACCUAAGCUACAUAGCACUUUGAUAGCAUUUGCUUCUUCUCAGCGAAGCAAACCUAUGCUUUAUGUUGCUGUCACUUGCAUUUGGAUCUUAAAAAGUUGCCGUAAUGGUCUCAUGCAUCUUGAUCUCGAGCUAUGAUGUGCCAGUUAAA